GGCGGCGCUGGCGGGCGGUGCCCUGGCGCCCGGGCUCUGACUCCGGCUUGUCCCGAGGCUCGAGGCAGCUGCAUCCCUGCCCUCCUGCCUCGCCGGCAUCGGUGACUGCCUCGGGGGCACUUUGAUUCGAGCAGGGCAGCGCCCCCGGGACCGAGUGAGCUUCGCAGGACAACAUAGAAGAACAAAAUGGAAACGACGCUGUUUUGGUUGAUACUUUUCACCCUUGGGCGGACUCCCAUCGAUGGAUCUGAAAUGGAACGGGAUUUUAUGUGGCACUUGAGAAAAAUACCGCGGCUUGUCAGUGAAAGGACCUUCCAUCUCACCAGCCCCACCUUUGAAGCAGAUGCUAAGAUGGUGUUAAAUCAAGCGUGUGGCAUCGAAUGCCAGAAAGAACUCCCGGCUCCCAACCUUUCUGACCUGGAAGACUCUCUCUCAUAUGAGACUGUCUUUGAGAACGGCACCCGAACCUUGACCAGAGUGAAAGUUCAAGGUUGGGUCCCCGAGCCACAUGAAAAUCUCACUGCACAGGGAGCACCUGUGAGGAGAAGGAGACACGUGUACGGCACUGACAGCAGGUUCAGCAUCUUGGACAAGAGGUUCUUAACCAAUUUCCCUUUCAAUACGGCCGUGAAGCUCUCCACGGGCUGCAGUGGUAUCCUCGUCUCCCCCAACCACGUCCUAACAGCUGCCCAUUGUGUCCACGAUGGAAACGACUACAUCAAAGGCAGCAAAAAGCUAAGGGUAGGGUUGUUGAAGAUGAGAAAUAAAGGUAGUGGCAAGAAACACAGAGGUUCUAGGAGGAGCAGGAGGGAAGCAAGGGGUGGUGAUGGAAGAGAGGGUAGCAGAGAGAGUCUGAAGGAGAGAGCCAAGGCCGGAAGAAGGAGAAAGGAAUCAGCUCGGGGUCAGAGAGCUGCUGAUGGGAUGCCCUCCUUCCAGUGGACCCGGGUCAAGAACACCCACAUCCCCAAAGGCUGGGCUAGAGGAGGGAGGGGAGACGCGGCCUUGGAUUAUGACUACGCCCUUCUGGAGCUGAAGCGUGCUCACAAAAAGAAAUACAUGGAGCUGGGAAUCAGUCCCACCAUCAAGAAGCUGCCAGGCGGGAUGAUCCACUUCUCAGGAUUUGAUCACGACAGGGCAGAUCAGUUAGUCUACCGGUUUUGCAGUGUGUCCGAUGAAUCCAAUGAUCUUCUCUAUCAAUACUGCGAUGCCGAGUCGGGCUCCACUGGCUCUGGGGUCUAUCUGCGUCUGAAAGAUCCAGACAGAAAGAGAUGGAAACGCAAAAUCAUUGCGGUCUAUUCCGGCCACCAGUGGGUGGACAUAAACGGUGUUCAGAAGGACUACAACGUGGCCGUGCGCAUCACGCCCCUCAAGUACGCCCAGAUCUGCCUCUGGAUGCACGGGGAUGACGCCAGUUGCACCUACGGCUAACGGAUACCUGAAACGAGGUUGUGGAUGACCUACAUCGCAGAGAAAACUAGUUCUGAUUACUCGAGUAAAGAUGACUUCAUAGGUUUUGCUUGGACUUGAACCCUAUCAAUAGUAUUUCAACAUGUUUAUUUUUUCAAAAUUAGGAGCUUUUCAUACAUUUUAAAAAGGUGUAGGUACACAUCCUACAAUUAGAUGGACACUUCAAUGCCAAGUAUAUAUUCUUCUUUACAUGGUGAUGUUUCAUUGGUGGGAAAAUUUUUGUUUCUUUCUGCCUUGUUAAAGAUUAGACACUCUUUAAAAUUUCAAGCUGGUAUCAUAAAUAAUAUGUGAUUUCUCAAUGGACUAACUCUCAGGGUCCUACUCUAAGAAGAGGCUAAUAGGGUGCCGGUUGUGUAUUAAAUGUGAAACUGCAUAUACAGAGGGGGCAGUAACACGAGUAGAAUCAAGUUUGAGACAGUUAUAACACAGUUUGUACUACUCUGAGGUAGACCCAUUCAGCUCAUGCCCUCCAUGUUUAUAUUGUGUUUUCCAUUGGGUCUGAGAAACUUUAGGUUUUUUUUCUUUCUUUCUUUCUUUUUUUUUUAAGAAUUACAAUGAACAGCAAGCUUUAUAAACAAAACUAUUAACUGUUUUACUGCUUUAAAAAAAUACCAACUGAAGUGUUAUUAUUUAUGGGAGAACUACUUUGUUCUAUGAAAUAAAUCUAAUUUAAAAACAGGGAAACUGAGACAUUUUAAGAUCUCAAGUUUUUAUUUAACUAGUAUUCAAAACAUGGACUUUUCAAGUAUGCGUAGGAAGACAGUUCCAAAGUUAAUAAAUGAUCAGGUGUUGAAAGCCACAUCUUUUUAUACAGCUACACAGUCUCCUAUGAAUGAGGUGUUACAGUUUGAGACAAGGAAUUCUAUCGUCUUUUUUAAGAGAAAGCCUUUCUUCCCCUUGACAAAGUUCGCUUUUCUUAAUAGGGCCAUGGACAUAUUAUUUUGGUGAAUUCUCUGAUUAGCGAUUUUGGAUAUGUCCUUUUAACAAAAUGAGUAUAAUUUAUGAAUAUAAUUUUUAAAAGAAAGUUCUGAUCGUUUUCAUUAGGGACCAAGGCGGUGCACACACUCGGGCCAUCAUGGCAGCCUCAGCAGACAGAGUCCAGUGGCUGCCCUGGGGCAAAACACAGAGUAGACACUCAAUACAUAUUUCUUGAAUGAUCAGAUAUUUGCUGAAUGGUUGUACAAGCAGUUUAGUUCAGGCCAUUAUGUUUAAAGCGUUUUAGUGAUUUGUAAUUGAGUGCACUAUAAAAUUCAGGAGUUGCAGACCUUAUUUCUGGGCUGCUCUUCCUGGUAGUGUCUAGGGUACACACUCUUCUCUUGGGACACACCCAAGUCAUUGAUUCUGCUUGAGUUCCAAUUUAUUUUACUUGUUAUUAUUUUCCGUAAUAAGGGGAAGUUAUACCCUUGGCUAGUAUGCAAAGGAAUACAUGAUUAGAUUAUGUUAAAAAGUGAUUUUGUAAAUGGUGUUGAAAAUAGCUGAAAUUUAGCACAAGUUAUAUUCUUUUAUA
This is a messenger RNA of Balaenoptera ricei (Rice's whale), 2974 nucleotides long. RefSeq names its product serine protease 35 (gene PRSS35). Lineage: Eukaryota; Metazoa; Chordata; Mammalia; Artiodactyla; Balaenopteridae. Gene Ontology annotation, biological process: proteolysis. The record is from RefSeq and is a predicted model, not a curated record. The transcript has 2 exons. Bases 187 to 1428 code for a protein of 413 amino acids. Gene Ontology annotation, molecular function: serine-type endopeptidase activity.